Scomber scombrus (Atlantic mackerel) is the source of this 10241-nucleotide messenger RNA. It is a transcript of the gene sipa1l1, whose product is annotated as signal-induced proliferation-associated 1 like 1. The record is from RefSeq and is a predicted model, not a curated record. The coding region runs from base 738 to 6299 and encodes 1853 amino acids. Gene Ontology annotation, cellular component: cytoplasm. The transcript has 27 exons. Lineage: Eukaryota; Metazoa; Chordata; Actinopteri; Scombriformes; Scombridae. Gene Ontology annotation, molecular function: protein binding; GTPase activator activity. Gene Ontology annotation, biological process: regulation of small GTPase mediated signal transduction; activation of GTPase activity.
CACACUGAACGGCGAAGAGCCCAGGACGUGUUUCUUUUUUUUUUUUUUUUUGUGUAAAUGUUGACUUGAAUUCAUCACGGCAGGUUCAUUCUGUCUGUACCGACCGGUUACGGUUUAUAAACGCCGGUGACUGACCAGGGAGAGCGUUAUCUCCCCUUUCAAAAUCUCCCACAAGGUGGAAAUGAAUAAAGGGAACCCUCCACUGAAGGGAAACCGAGGCGGAGGAUUAAAAGAAGACAUAUCCUGGUCAUUGUUCGUCACCGCUGGCUGGAGCUGCCUCUCUCAUUUAAAAGGAAGCUGUUAAUACUUGAAGUUAGGAAAGCUGUCAUCGCUUUGCAGUUCGCCAGACAGCUUUCAAGCUUCAUCACCCGCACUUCAUCGGCCUUGACCAGAUACACUGAUCAGCAGUGCUUUGUGUAAGCAGGAGAUCCACACACCCACAGUCAAAGGAGAGCAGUUUACCAAGGCCACGAGUUGGUCCUAUCCAGACUGGACUGAAUUCUGUUGUUGCUUGGUUGCAAUGCAGACUGUCUUGUAGAGACUUCAGCUGUGAAAGUUCACCAUCAACAUAUUUUGUUUGAUCAAGCUCUAGCUUUUUAAAGAAUCAAAUGUAUCCGUGAAGCUGUCUCAUCACUUCUCUCAGUGGGCAUUAUGUUGACCCUAAUCUAAACCCAUCGACACCCCAUCCCUUCCUUUCCCUCCCAUCUCCCCUCCCCGCACCCUUUCCCAACUCCAUCAUGACCAGCCUCAAGCGUUCUCAGACAGAGCGCUCGGUCGGGGGCUCAGUGCCGGCUUCUGAUGAGUUCUAUACCCGCCGCCUUCGACUGCCCAAUGGAGGGGCACCACCACCCCGCAGUGAGAGCGCCCACAUUUCCUCUUCCUCCACCACCGGCACAAACCCCGGUGUCCCCAAGAUGGGAGUUCGGGCUCGUGUGGCUGACUGGCCCCCAAGGAAAGAUGGGGGAGGAGGAGGUGUUUGGCAUAUCACUGUGGAAACUGACUCACCCAGCUCCACCAUCACCAGCUCUUCAGGAUCAGGAAGCGGAGAUAGAGAAAGACUUGGAGGAGGAGGUGGUGGAGGUGGUGGAGGAGGUGGAGGAGGUGGAGGUGGUGGUGGUGGUGGUGGUGGUUGUGGAAGCGGUGGCAGUGGGGGAGGGGGGAUGUCAGCCGUCACAGCCCACAGCAAUCUGUCGGCCAAGCUGGGCCACCUGAUAAGCCCUCAGGACUCAUCCAUGCUCCGCAACAUCCACAACACACUCAAGAGCAAGAUGCAAAGCAAGGGGAAGGACAAUCGUUUUCUGUCACCAGAUGGUUAUCUAGGCUCACCUCGCAAAGGCAUGAGACGCAUCCGCCAGCGGAGUAACAGUGAUAUAACUAUAAGUGAGCUGGAUGGGGAUGGCAAUGAGGGCUGGUCCUUCUCUGGGUGGACACCCAUGCACCGUGAGUAUGGCAGCACUUCCUCCAUCGAUAAACAUGGUGUGUCAGGUGAGAGCUUCUUUGACAUGCUAAAAGGAUACCAGUCCUCUGAGGCCCCUGAUCAGCGAAGUCCAGCUCCAGAGAGGCUAACUGAGCUCCUUACCGUGGCCCCUGUAAAACAGGCUGCCCUGGACUUGCCAGAUGGACCUUUGGGGCCAACCAGAGGUAGUCCUGCCAGUCGGCUUAAGGAAAGAGAGAAGCACUUGAAGAGGAGGUCAAAGUCAGAGACGGGGGGAGAGUCAAUUUUCCGCAAGCUACGCAGUGUGAAGGUGGAGGGUGACACAUCAAGGGCUGGUUCAGAUGUUGAAGAUGGGGGGAAAGGAGAUGAAAGUGGCCCUCCACCCAAACCCUGGCUAUGCCAAAAAGGCUUUUCCCAUUUUGAUGUCCAGUCUCUACUCUUUGACCUCAAUGAGGCCAUCCAGAGCCGGCAGUCGGGGGCCAAACGCAAGAACACCACUACUGGUGCCUCGGCUGCCGCGGCUGCCUCUGCUUCUGCUACAUCAUCCCUCUCCUCCAAUCAGAGUGCAGGGUAUGGGUCACCCUGUGGCUCACAAGAGGAGCUGAGCAAAGAUGGGACAGGAGGAGGACACGGUACCAACCCUGCCUUGGACCCAGGUGACGACAAGAGCAAUGACUUGGUGCUCAGCUGCCCAUGUUUCAGGAAUGAGAUUGGUGGAGAGGGUGAGAGGAACAUCUCUCCUGCUAAACAGCAGGGCAGCAUAGGUAGUGGUGGGAGCUCAAGCAAUUCCUCUGGCAGCACAGAGGAAGGACCUUUGGAGAACACCCUCACUACUCAUUUCACCAACGCUGGUGUGGCUGUGUUGGAGGCCCCUAAAGAUGGACCAAGCCAACAUGCUGACAGGUCCAAACGAUACAUUGUGGAGCAUGUUGACCUUGGUGCCUAUUACUACCGAAAGUACUUCUACCUUAGAGAACACUGGAACUAUCUGGGGGUAGAUGAGAAUCUGGGCCCAGUGGCAGUGAGUCUGAGGAGGGAGAAGUUGGAGGAAAACAAGGAGCAUGGCCAGCAGUACAGCUACAGGGUCAUCUUCAGAACGAGUGAGUUGAACACCCUGCGUGGCUCCAUCAUAGAAGAUGCAGUACCUUCCACAUCAAAGCACGGUCUAGCGCGAGGCUUGCCCCUCAAAGAGGUGCUGGAGUAUCUGGUGCCUGAGCUGAAUGCUCACUGCCUCCGCCUGGCACUCAACACACCCAAGGUCACUGAGCAGCUGAUGAAGCUGGAUGAGCAGGGGCUGAGUUUCCAGCGAAAGGUGGGGGUGAUGUACUGCAUGGCAGGCCAGAGCAGCGAGGAGGAGAUGUACAACAACGAAUCAGCUGGUCCUGCACUGGAGGAGUUCCUUCAUCUUCUGGGGGAGAGGGUUAGACUCAAAGGCUUCACAAAGUACCGGGCCCAGCUGGAUACCAAAACGGACUCAACGGGCACCCACUCCAUGUACACCACUUACAAGGACUAUGAAAUCAUGUUCCAUGUGUCCACCAUGCUGCCCUACACGCCCAACAAUAAACAGCAGCUACUGCGGAAGCGUCACAUUGGGAAUGACAUCGUCACGAUUGUGUUCCAGGAGCCCGGGGCACUCCCCUUCACCCCCAAAAACAUUCGCUCACACUUCCAGCACGUCUUUGUGAUUGUGCGGGCACACAACCCCUGUUCCGAAAACAGCUCUUACAGUGUGGCAGUCACCCGUUCCAAAGACGUGCCUUCAUUUGGACCCCCGAUCCCAGAGGAUGUGACUUUCCCCAAGUCUUCUGUGUUCCGGGACUUCCUCCUGGCCAAGGUCAUCAACGCAGAAAACGCUGCCCACAAGUCCCACAAGUUUCGCGCCAUGGCUACCCGAACACGCCAGGAGUACCUGCGCGACCUGGCCGAGCGGCACACCACCAGCACGCCCAUCGACCCCUCCGGAAAGUUUCCAUUUAUCUCGCUAGCCCACAAGAAAAAAGAGAAGAGCCGGCCGUACGGAGGAGCGGAGCUGCGCAGCCUGGGGGCGGUGACCUGGCCAGUCCACGCUGAGGAUCACGGGACCGGAGGGGAGCUGGAGGCGCUUCUGUCCAUCUCGAAUGACUUUCUCAUCCUUUUGGACCAGGAGGGAAAGGCCGUGGUGUUCAACUGUGCUACUAAGGACGUGAUUGGCUGGACAUUGAGCAGCCCUGCAUCUUUACGGAUUUUCUACGAGCGGGGAGAAAGUGUGUCUCUGAGGAGUAUCAGUAAUAAUACAGAGGAUUUCAAAGAAGUGGUCAAACGUCUGGAGUUCCUGACUAAGGGUUGUGAGACAUCGGAGAUGACGCUUCGUCGAAAUGGCCUGGGGCAGCUCGGCUUCCACGUCAAUUACGAAGGCAUCGUGGCUGAGGUGGAGCCGUACGGAUACGCAUGGCAAGCAGGACUGCGUCAGGGAAGCCGAUUAGUAGAAAUCUGCAAAGUUGCUGUGGCAACACUGACCCACGAGCAGAUGAUUGACCUCCUGCGGACCUCAGUGACAGUGCGCGUUGUUAUCAUUCCACCUCACGAUGAUGCCACUCCUCGCAGGGGCUGUUCAGAGCUCUAUCGCAUGCCUGUGUCCGAAUACAAGGGCAGCAGUAGCGACAGCGGCUCCUUCGAAUACAAGUUCCCCUUCCGCAGCAACAACAACAAGUGGCAGAGGACGUCCAGCAGCCCUCAGCAGUCCCUGACGGCCUCGCCACAGCCCCACACGCCCAACCGGGCCAUCAGCCUGGGUAGCUCAGUGGGGAAGACUCUAUCAGCCGAGAGGCUGGAGAGGGGCGCGGCCAUCCCACGCAGCGUCAGCAGCGAUGGCCGACCUCUUGACACAAAGAGGAUGUCUCCGGGCAGUGAGAGCUACAGCCUGGCCUCCUCCCUGGCGUUGGGUCGCUCCCCUCACAAUCGCAGCUCUCCCAGCAACCUGUCUUGUUCCAGUGACGCCUCCGGAAGCUCUGCUCACUGGAGACAGAAGUCCAUGCCUGAGCAGUUCGCAGGCAGCCGUCAUUCUCCAAUGUCUUCAGAGAGACAGGUGGUUGGAGAGAGCGGCUCAAGUGGAAAGUCCACUCCCAACUGGUCGAGGAUGGAGGACGGCGGAGGAGGAGACCGAGGGUCAACAGAGGCGCCAGUCUCCAAGUCCGGUCAAGGCUACUCUGGAGGUCCCCGUAUCCAGAGGCAGGAGCAGGUCAUCCAUCUGUCCCCGAAGAAGGGCAGCCAGUCGGACGGCCCUUACUCUGGUCACUCCAGCAGCAACACUCUAUCCAGCACAGCUUCCAGCGGGGGCCAUAGCGACAGCGAUAAAUGGUACGAAAUGGGGGCGGGUGGAACCUCCAGUGGAGACCAAGGUGAAUCAGAGCCCAACGGCCUGGGAGGAGGAGGCUACCUCCAGGGGGCCUCGGCCGACAGUGGCAUUGACACGAGCUCUUAUGGAGCCUCACAUCACGCCCACCCUCACUCGCAUCAUGGCAGCACCACCUCCCUGCUGGCUCCCAGCGGAGGCAGAGAGGGAAGGGGAGAGGGAAGGGAGCGGUCAUCAUCUCCAUGGCACAGCCCCACGGAGGGAGGUCGCAGGAUGCUGGAGAGGUCCCCUGCUGCUGCCGAGUCCCCAGGUCCCCCGGGUGAAAGGAGCAUGGAUGGGACGGGCCGAAGUCCACCUACUCAUCUCCUCGUUAGAGACAGCAGCACCUACAGCCUGAGUGAUACUGGAUCACACUCAAGUGCCAGGCACUCAGGCCACAGCUCCCCCAGAGAAGAGUCCUCCUCCUCCUCUUCGGCCACCUCCCCUUCAUCUCAGUCCUCAGUGUCCCCCGGGCCCAAAAGCUUUUAUCCCCGCCAAGGAGCGCAGUCCAAAUACCUGAUUGGCUGGAGGAAACCGGGCUCCACCAUCAAUUCUGUUGACUUUGGAGACACACGCAAGAAGUCUCCAGGAGAGAGUGGAGGGGAUGUUGUUCCCACGCCAGCAGCCAGGCCCUCUCUUAGAGAUAUGCACUCUCCCCAGCCUCAUGCCAAAUCUACCAUAGAAGAAGAUGUGAAGAGGCACAGCGCCCCAGACACCCCCCCACCACCACGCAGACAUAAGGAAAAGCACGCCCACAAAUCACCACCAGGCACCAGGUCUCCCAGCCACCGUCGCUCGCUCCACCGCACACUGUCAGAUGAGAGCAUCUACCGUGGCCAGCGCCUUCCACCUCUGAGGGACUCGGUGCCCGAACCGACACUGGGUGCUGAUGUUCUCUUCAGCUGCUCCACCCUUCCACGCUCACCCACCACCCGGGGCGUGCCUCUCCGACGACCCUCAUAUAAGCUGGGAGUCAAACUCCAUGGUGACCUCUCAGCAUCUGACACAUCAUUGGUGGAUUUGGUGGAACGUCACCGUGGACCGAUCCCUCAGGAGCUGAUGCCUCUCCCAUCUUCAGAGAGGGACAGCCCACUUGAGUGGACACAUCUGGUAGAUGUGGCUAAUACCUUUGAGACUGAGAGAAACACACACUACGUCCAGAGAAGUUUUGUGUUCGGGGAUUCAAACCACCGAAGCAGCGGCGCCUCCAGUCCUCAGCAGCCCCACAUAGAGCUGCAGCCCGCUCCACUGUCACGACCCUCAUCUAGUGAGGGUCACAUAGGGCUGGAGAGGAAGGUGACUAAGCUAGAGGCCAUGGUGAAGAUGCUCCAGGAGGACCUGAAGAAGGAGCGUGAGGAGAAGGUGCGUCUUCAGUCUCAGAUCAAGAGGCUCUGGGAGGACAACCAGAGACUGCAGGAAGAGUCGCAGACGUCUGCCACAAAGCUCAAGAAAUUCACUGAGUGGGUCUUCAACACCAUAGACAUGAACUGACUCUCACUCUCUGCACAUUUUUUCAAUCACACACGCACGCACACACACACACACAAAUGCAUACAUCAGCACAUCUGGACGGAGAAGCACACUGACAAGAAAUCGUGCAGAAGAAAAGUGGAGGUUUAAUCCCAGUUCAGCUGCUGCUGGACUCAGUUACUCUGAUGUUGAACCCUCUAACCACCUUCCAUUGGCUUCACACAUCAGCGGGGUGGUAUUAUUGUCUCAGUCUCCACAUACCAUCUGUUAAACUACUCAGGAUGAGACUCAAGAACAAUGGGUGUUGCUUAUCAGAUUAUGUCCUCUACUCUCCUAUGGGACCACGAGAAGGUUGCUGAAUUGAUCUUUCUCUCAUCUUGCUGUGCCAAAAUCUUCUGCAAAAUUGCCAACGAAGGGGAAAGCUCUCCCCCCUUUCCCUCCCUCCUCUCACUUUAGAAGUCAACUUCACGGCGAACAUAAAUAAUAUCCUCAUCCUCCGGACAUGCUCUCUCAGAGGAUGCGCUUCUCUUUUAAGGACAGCCGGCAGUAGAUAUCUGACCUUUUUUUGUGUUUCCUCGUCAUUCCUUUUUUUUUUUCACUAACUCUUUUUUCCAAAUGUCGCCCAUCUUCUCUGAAAAGGUGAGUCCUUUUCGUGCCAAAUCAAAACCCGCUACAGCCGAGGGUAGCAGAGACAUCCAGGUGACUUGAAAAAAAGAGGAAGUCUCUGAAGUGCCGAGCAAGAGUCAAGACAGGUACGCAACAAAUCUGCCAGCCCAGUUCAUAAUCAUACACACCUGUAAGAGCAGAGUAAUAAACACCGCGCACAGGGAAGGUUUUCAUUUCCUUCAAAUGGAGAGCGAAGAAGUUUAGCACCUGUGUUCUCUCUCCACAAAGUUGCUGUGAGAUUCUUCUGACCGCCGAAUGGUCGUCGGGGCUGUUUGUCUCUCAGCCACCAACGUGGAGGCAGCUUGAUCUGCCUCUGCACAGGAGGAAAACUUGGAUUUGUACAGUUAUUAUUAUUAUUUUUUUUAAUUCUCCUCUGUGAGACUCAGAACUGGAUCAAAACAAUCCCGUCUGUCCCUCCAGCACAAGCCAACACCCGACAGAGGAGUGUAUUUAAAAGCCAUCGGCAGCGGUGCCAUAAAACAAGACUGAUAUCCAGAGUGCUUUGGUCCAUCCCAAUUGUAUGUGUCUUAAAAGCAAUAGGAAGAAGUCAGGACUCCUCCUCCUCCUCCGCGCAAAAAAAAAGGGAGAGAAAGUUUGAUGUGGGAAAAUGUAUUUUAAAGUCAAGAUUACAUUUAGCAAGAUACUCAUUUCUGCUGCACAAGAGCCUCCGUCUUUCUCCGCUGAAGCAUUUGUGCUGUGAGGAAAAAGGAAAGUGAGGACUCCACUCAUCAUCCCACUGUCUGGAAUACAGAGAGCCAGCUGAUAAUAAAUGACAGAGACAUUUUUUAGGAGGGGAAAAAGUUAGGUCUUGUUUUUGUUUUUUUCCCAGGUUAAUUUAUUUCCUUGUAUUAUAAUUCCAAUAAAUAAGUUGUUCUAUUCGUACAGUACAACUGACAUCAGUGUUAAGUUCCUCAAGACAAAAAGUCACUAGCUAUAUUAUUUAAAUGGCUUUCUUUCUUAAUUCCGGCUAAAGCCUGACUAUAUACUUUUUAUUCUGUAUUCUGUUGUAUUUUGUGGUGCCCAAGCCUGCUGUCGUGUUGCUUACAGUGCCCUCUAGUGAUGACCAGUGGAAAUGUCAUGAGUAUUAAAUGUGCCGCCAGUCACUCUGUAUUUUCCAAUGCCUCUUCAGCAAUCAGUCAGACAUCGUCCAGGAGGCCACAUGAACCACAGGACAGGACGAGAAAUCACAAGCCAGCUUUGACAGACAAUCAAAGUUCGAGUUUUGAUAAAGGGAGCAGACCUUAGGUAUGCUUGUGUGCGUGUGUAUGUGUGUGUUUAAUGUCUAACAUCUGUAGUAUUCCUCAGGUUCAGUCUUUGUUGAAAACACAAGGAUCUUUUGACGAGUUCUUAAAGUAAUUCAACAAAAAUUGCUUCUAUGGUUAGAUUGAACCCCCCCCCCCCCCCCAUGACAAAAAGGGAGAUACAAUACCUUACUGUACCAGUGGCAGUGUGUGUUGCCAUUGUGUGAAUGUGCAUCAGUCUAUCCAGCCGUGCCUACUGUCACUUAUUUUGGUCAUUUUCUCCCAGUCAGAGCAGGGAUGUGCCUUUGAAACAGCACCUGGGGAACAGAUGAAAAGGGGGGAAAAAAGCAAUCCUCCUUCUUCAUCCUGAAAAACAAACAAAACACACCUGCUAACAAACACACGUAUGAUUUUUAAUCAAGUUCACAUUGCACGCCCCGCCUCAUAAAUGUUUGUCCAGGGAAUCUGUUGCGAGGUUUCUGUGUUACUAACAGCCUUUCUCUUGUUCAGAUGAAUAUUUGCACUGAACACAGGCUGAGCAGUCUCCGGAUAUAGACAAGGGGGAGAGAAGUGUAUGAGAGUGUAUGGAAAUGUUUGUGUGAGUGUAUGUAAGUGUGUGUGUGUCCACACUCAGUUGCAUGCAGUUUUGUUUUUCAAACCUGGUGCUUGUAAUAAGAAAGAAUUGGAAAAAAUAAGUUCCCUUCAAAUUUGAAAGCUUCUUUUAAAGAAAGUUAUUUCCUCUGCCAGGUGUCUGACAUUACAAACCGAGUGUUUGGGCUAACAUCCAAGCCCUUUUCAUGAAAAUCUAAUCUCUUGAAGUAAAUUUGCAUCUUAAAAUGUAUGCAAUUUAAAACAAAACAAAAAGAACCCUGCAGCAUACAGCACAACAGCCCCCCGUCUGAAUGUAAAGAGAAUAUAAACAAGCCUAAAGAAAUGUGAUGUUUACUCUGACAUAUUCAUUCAGCUCUGCAGUUUUGUAGAGAAAUGAGUGGACUCUUUAAAAAGAAAAAGAAAAGCCUAAAGUAGUCAUGGUUCUGUUUUAAGAAUCUUUUUCUUUUCCGGUCUGUAUGCACAAUAAUAACACCAGUGGACAGUCGAUAUUUGCUCAGUGAGAUGAUUCAACACGUUUAAUAAGUUGGCCAGUUGUGAAAAGCCGUCUGCAUUUUUGCCUCCAUGGUCAUCCAAUAAUGUGAAAUCCUCAAAAAUAUACACAAAAGAUGAGUCAUGUAGGCAGAAAUGUUCCUGAUACAUUUUUCACUGUAAAUCGUUGGGCAUCGAGUUGGAUGUUAGAUACAGUUAUCAACCUUAUACAGAGAAAUAUCCUCACACGCGCCAGUCCAGUAAAUGUAGUGCGAAUGUUGUUAUUUUUCAGCGCAUAUACGUUUGUUUCUUUCCUCAGCUUUGUUUUUUGUUUUUUUUGUUGCUUUUUUUCAGAGGGGAUAUGGGAAAUGUGAAUGUUCAAAUGUUCCAUUUUGUAAUAUCUUUUACUGAUAAGAACCUUUGCACAAUGUUUUAUAUAAAUGAUUGAGUUUACAGGUUUAUGGAUGAGAAGGGUGAAUUGAUCCAUUCCUGUGCGAUCUUGUAUAGAUGUACUUUGUUGCUCUGUAGUUUUCCUGAAGGCAAAGUUCCUGACAGACAAACAAACAAACAAGAGGAAGGUGCUCGACUUUAUUCGGUUCAAGAAACGGGAACGUCUCUUUUUUCCCCCUCAGGCGUCGCCGAUCAGACGAGAGCAGGGCUUGGAUGUUGUUUUGUAUGGUAGGGAUGCUUGUUUUCAGUCAGGUGAACUGGCGAGGUCAGCGAUCGCAUCGGGGGGCGGGGGGGAAGGAAGGUUUCACCGAGCGCAGAGUCACAGCUUUAACCCGCUGCGUCGUGAUCUGUUUAGUUUCCUCCGGGGGUGGAAGAAGAAACACAAUAUCAAGAGGACCAUACGUUUUACAGAAUACAAAUACUGUUUAAAUCCCAGAUCCAUUGUCUUUGUAAAAUGUUCAAGGUAUGAAAAAGACAUUUGCAGUGAUCACAGUAUUAAAGUUUAUGAAAUAAAUAAAUGCCGUCA